CUGGGAGUCUUGCAGCUGCAGGUGUCUUCGCAUCAGAGGGUCGUGUUGGAGCUGUUUUGCGCAACAUUCACCCAUGCACCUUACCAUAAGGCACGAUGCCAGGGAGCAAGGAACCUCAACCCUCUUCCUUACCAUGCAGCCUAUGUGGGUCACAAAAUCCACAUGGACCAAAAUGAGAAGAUUGUCAUGUUUGGCGUGACUCAUGUGCUGGCAAUAGAUGGCUUCUCCAGCAAAAUUGUUGGACAAGCUACUAUGCCUGUAAAGAACAACCUCACCAUCUACAAUGACGUUUACAGGAGUGCAGUAAUGGAAUAUGGGAUGUGGGACCAGGUCAGAGUGGAUCAUGGAAAGGACUUCUACCUCACUCUUUUCAUGCAGGAGAAGUUGGCCAGCCACCGCCACAACACUGAAAGGCCACCAUAUCUCCAAACACCAUCAACAAAGAAUCACAGAAUCGAGAGAAUCUGGCCAGAAAUCAACAACCGGGUUAACUACCCGUUGAAAGCUACAUUGGUCCAACUGGUGGAUCAGGAGGAGCUGGACAUGGAGGACCAGAUGACUCGGUUCUGUGUGUCAUCUUUGACAUGCCAGUUGGCCCAGAUCGGUGUUAACCGAACUGUGCAAGCAUGGAAUGCACACAGGAUUCCUGGGAGGGGGAUACCAAAUUACUUGGCCAGAGAUGGAUGCCCAAAGAAGCUGUCGACAGACCUUUUGCCAAAUGCAUCUGUGGCUGCAGACUGGUACGACCAGGAAGUGGGCUCACUGACACGAGUGUCAGACUUUGGCACCAACCCAUUUCCAAGUUUACAGGACCAGGAAGCUGCAGUGAGGGGAUUUGCUCUGCAGUGCCCUGAUACAAGUGGACUGCUGGACAAUGCAGUGAAUAAUCUGCCACAACCAUUCAAAGAUGGACUCAAAGGCCUCAUCGACAUCUCAAGGAGAAGUUGUCAACUGCAGUUGGAGCAAGAGCCCGGCUCAGACGACACGAGCCUGCCGUCAGCCUGCCACAAAUUCCUCCAAUCCCUCUUCACAGUCUUCUCAUCCCGGCCUCAUUAUCCCGAGGGUCUGGCAGUCAUCAGCCGCGCGGCAAACGUCCACCGAAUCCGCUCUCGCCGGUCCCACGGCGUCGUCAUUGUGUCGAGCAAACGGAUCGCAGACAUCACGAUUUUUCAGGUCCCGGGACAGACGUCUCCGUCAGAUUCCCAGAGCUCGCUCUAA
Pseudoliparis swirei is the source of this 1218-nucleotide messenger RNA. RefSeq lists its product as uncharacterized. Lineage: Eukaryota; Metazoa; Chordata; Actinopteri; Perciformes; Liparidae. The record is from RefSeq and is a predicted model, not a curated record. The transcript has 7 exons. The coding region runs from base 163 to 1218 and encodes 351 amino acids.